This is a messenger RNA of Lathyrus sativus (Indian pea), 480 nucleotides long. NCBI's taxonomy places the organism in Eukaryota, Viridiplantae, Streptophyta, Magnoliopsida, Fabales, Fabaceae. The record is from the annotation of a GenBank genome assembly.
AUGAAAGUUGUUGCAUUAAUUCUCACAUUCUCCAUCAUCUUUGUCUUGUCCAAGACAACACCAACAUUCAUCACUCAACCUCAAAUGAAUCAGUCUUCAAUCCACCUACAAAAUGAGACUAGAAAGAGUGGUGGCAGCUGCAAUUACAAAGUUAACAUAAAGACAAGCUGCGAUUCUCCACCACAUACAACUGAUGAAAUCAGUAUUUUAUUUGGAGACAAUAAUGCCUCUGAGGUUUAUGUUCAAAGACUGGAUGAUCCUGAUUCCGGGACAACAUUCGAGCAAUGCGCCACGAUUGAAUUUGAGAUAUUAGGACCGUGUAUUGGAAAAAUAUGCAAAAUGUAUCUAUUUAGAAAUGGAACUGAUGGUUGGAUACCAGAGAGUGUCACUGCAUAUCACUAUGAUUACCCUCCUGUCAUAUUUAACUAUAACAUUGAUAUCCCUCAAGAUGCUGGCUAUGGCUACAAUAAUUGUAAAUAA